This is a messenger RNA of Caenorhabditis bovis, 720 nucleotides long. The record is from the annotation of a GenBank genome assembly. NCBI's taxonomy places the organism in Eukaryota, Metazoa, Nematoda, Chromadorea, Rhabditida, Rhabditidae.
AUGGUCAGCCGUCAGCCACGCGAUUCCAUCACCCACGUUUCUCCGAAGUCAAAGGCAAUUCGCAAAACCUCUGCCGAACGAAGGGAAAAAGAGAAGGUGGUUUCUCGCCUUCGCCAACUUGUUGGUACCGGAGAUGAUUCAACACAACUUGAACUUGUGCUCGCUGCAAUUGCUCAUAUUCGAGAACUUGAAGCUCAACUCAACGGAAAGGAAAACUCCGAUCUCCCCUCCGAUUUCGAACAAGCUUUUGCUUCAUGCUGCACAAGUCCAUGCUCCAGCACAAUGUCUUCUCGACCAACUACUCCCAGGACCUUCUGGCUCAUUGUGAGCGAGCCGCCUGUGAUGGGUGCAGCUGAAACACCGUCUGGCGUACACCUGGAAAACGGCGAGGACAUAUGCUCUUUGCGCUCGAUUCGCGGAUUGCCGCCUUCGAAAAUGUACGUGGCGGAUGUCUGUGUGUCUGUGUGCAUCUGGGCCGAGGGACCACUUGAUCCUAGUAGGCGGAUUGCCUCAAGGCGCGCCAUAUGCGGCAACCAAACCCCUCCGCCAGCCAGUCAGCCAGCUGCAUCUAAUUGCGAAGAAGGCAGGCGGCAUGCAACCGCUUCCGGAAUCGAACGCGCACAAAUGUUUCAAGAAAGAUUUCGCAUUUGUAUGAAACUCGCGGCGAGCAAAAACGAGAUACCAGCUGCUGGAAUCGUCGAAACGUCGCAACAGCAAUAA